Racocetra persica is the source of this 433-nucleotide messenger RNA. The record is from the annotation of a GenBank genome assembly. Lineage: Eukaryota; Fungi; Glomeromycota; Glomeromycetes; Diversisporales; Gigasporaceae.
AAUGGAACACAUAACUGUAGAGUAUUAUCGUGCUGGUACUCCUUAUUUAUCACCAGAAGCUAUUGGGGAAAUCAUUCAAUCUCGAGAGACAGUUAAAAAUGCAUGCAGGAAAAUGGCUAAUAGAUAUAGUACUUCAACUUGUAGAAUAUAUGAAAUUUGGAAAAGACAUGCUGAAGGUAUACCCUUGCACAAACAGCAACUAAUACAUAGUGUUGUUUCUUCUGAAAUAAUGUUUGAAAAUAAUACUUCAGAUAGAAAGUCAAAGCAAAGAAACCCAGGAUCCAGUUCUAGAUCUGUUCGGGUAUCUGAUUCAGUAAAUAUUCCGAUAAAAAAAGUAGUUGAAAUAGAUGAUUUACAAGCUAGGCUUGCCCAAAAUCGCAAAGAAAAAGAAGAAGCUAAACGUGAGACGAAAAGAGUCUUAGAUUCCAACUAA